Messenger RNA from Drosophila santomea, 3338 nucleotides. It is a transcript of the gene nAChRalpha3, whose product is annotated as acetylcholine receptor subunit alpha-like. Gene Ontology annotation, cellular component: neuron projection; postsynaptic membrane; synapse. The record is from RefSeq and is a predicted model, not a curated record. Gene Ontology annotation, biological process: signal transduction; nervous system process; monoatomic ion transmembrane transport. Lineage: Eukaryota; Metazoa; Arthropoda; Insecta; Diptera; Drosophilidae. The coding region runs from base 32 to 2434 and encodes 800 amino acids. The transcript is spliced from 10 exons. Gene Ontology annotation, molecular function: transmembrane signaling receptor activity; acetylcholine-gated monoatomic cation-selective channel activity.
CUGGCAAAAAAAGCGUGCAGAGGGAAAUGAGAUGAAGUGGUUUCAAGUGACCAUAGAUAUGAUUCUUGUGCUUUCAUUUAUAUCAAGCAGCACAGCGAAUCCGGAUGCGAAACGAUUGUACGACGAUUUGCUGAGCAACUACAACAAACUGGUACGACCGGUGGUCAAUGUGACGGACGCCCUCACCGUUCGCAUCAAGCUGAAGCUAUCGCAACUGAUCGAUGUCAAUCUGAAGAACCAGAUCAUGACCACCAACCUGUGGGUGGAGCAGUCCUGGUACGACUACAAGCUCAAGUGGGAGCCCAAGGAGUACGGCGGCGUCGAGAUGCUCCACGUGCCCUCCGAUCACAUCUGGCGUCCGGACAUCGUCCUCUACAACAACGCCGACGGCAACUUCGAGGUGACGCUGGCCACCAAGGCCACGCUGAAUUACACAGGACGCGUCGAGUGGCGACCGCCGGCGAUUUACAAGAGCUCCUGCGAAAUCGACGUGGAGUACUUUCCCUUCGACGAGCAGACCUGCGUCAUGAAGUUCGGCAGCUGGACAUACGAUGGAUUUCAGGUGGAUCUGCGGCACAUCGACGAGCUGAACGGCACCAAUGUCGUGGAGGUGGGCGUGGAUCUGUCCGAGUUCUACACGUCCGUCGAAUGGGAUAUCCUCGAAGUUCCUGCAGUGCGAAACGAGAAGUUCUACACGUGCUGCGAUGAGCCAUAUCUGGACAUCACCUUCAACAUCACGAUGCGGCGGAAGACGCUCUUCUACACCGUCAACCUGAUCAUUCCCUGCAUGGGCAUCAGCUUCCUCACCAUCCUCGUGUUCUACCUGCCAUCGGACAGUGGCGAGAAGGUCUCAUUAAGCAUAUCCAUUCUGCUGUCGCUCACUGUGUUCUUCCUGCUGCUGGCGGAAAUCAUUCCGCCCACAUCGCUGGUGGUGCCGCUGCUGGGAAAGUUUGUGCUCUUCACCAUGAUACUGGAUACCUUCAGCAUCUGUGUGACUGUGUUGGUGCUGAACAUCCACUUCCGGUCGCCGCAGACGCACACGAUGGCUCCGUGGGUGCGGACCGUGUUUAUCAACCAGCUGCCCCGCUUCCUGGUCAUGCGGCGUCCGCUCUAUCCGAUCAGCGAGAUGAUCAAAUCCUCGCGCCGCCUGAUGGUGCGCACGUGCAACGGACUCGAACUGAGGGAUCAAAUACCACCGCUGCCACCGCCGGUGGCCUUGUCUCGCAUGCACCACAGCCCGAAGACGACAUCGCGUAGCACCUCGCCGCACCUGCAGCACCGCGUGCAGACCUACAACCUGAUGGACGAGUGCGGCAUGGGCAUGGGCAUGGGCGGCGGUGCCUCCACCAUCACCGGCCAUUUGAGCUCCCUCUAUCCGCCGACCAUGUCGACGGCCAACCAACAGACCUCGACCACAUCCUCGCUGAUCGAUGCCCAGUACCACAAUCAGUACCAGCAGACGGGCGGCUCGCUGCUGGACCAUCCACUGACACCCACCAAGUUCCGCCAGAUGACCUCGACCUCCAGCCAGACGGGUCAGAAUGGCAGCGGGAACGGAACCGGUAACGGUAAUGGGAACGGGAACGGGAACGGUGGCUAUGGUGGGCAUGGCCAGAGUGGCGGCGGUCACCAUCUGUAUCGGCAGCAGUCGAGCUGCUCGGCGAACUUCUCGCCGCUGCCGCAGCACGCCCACCAGGCGCACGCCUCCACCACCACCAGUGAUCUGGGCAUGGCCAAUCCGAAUGUGAUAAAGUCGACGACGACGGUUAACUCGGUGGCCACCGCCUCGACGCUGGCGGACUCCUGCUGCAGCGGCACCAUCCAGAUUCAUCAGGGCAUGGGCGCCGGGGCCGCCUGCCAGUCGUCGGAGCUGCUGCAUCACCAGCAGCUGCACCACCAGCAGAUGCACCACCAGCAGCAGCAGCAGCAGCACCACCAGCGACCCACCACCUCGGCAGCGGCGGCGGCAGCGGCAGCCGCCGGCGGACCCAGCACCUCGGCAGCGGCAGCUGCAGCAGCGGCGGCAGCGGCAGCCGGAACGCCACCCCCACCGCCUCCGCCGGCGGGCGUCUGUGAUAUUCUGCCCGCCUGCCAGCGCGAGGGCGGGCCGCACUGCUGCUCGGGGCGUGGCAAUGUGCGCCAACGGUGGCACACCUGCCCGGAACUCCACAAGGCCAUGGACGGGGUCACCUACAUUGCGGAUCAGACGCGCAAGGAAGAGGAGAGCACAAGGGUGAAAGAGGACUGGAAGUACGUGGCCAUGGUGCUCGACCGCCUGUUCCUGUGGAUCUUCACAAUAGCCGUGGUCGUCGGCACCGCCGGCAUUAUCCUGCAGGCUCCGACGCUCUACGACACCCGGAUGCCCAUCGAUAUAAAGCUAUCGGAGAUCGCCUCGACGACGGCCAAGCCGAAUGUGGCCAGGCCCGUGUUGUAAGCGGAUCGAUAAUUAUCGGUUCGCUUAUCGAUCGAUAUCCAGAGAUAUUUCGGCGAAAACACAAACCACACACAGUCUGAAGGAGCAAAACACAAGUAAUGAAUGAAAUUCGCAUUUGUUUUUUCUUUAACCAAAGACGGAAGAUAGAAAACAAAAAAAAAACAAAACAAAAACAAAAUAGCAACAAAAAAGAAAAUAACCACAAAACUUGUUCCAGAAAAACAGAAACAGAAACGACGACGACAAGAAUCCAAGUAACUAUAACUAAUAAAUUGUAUUUGUUGUAUACAUAAAAGGUAUAACUAACUAUAAAUAAUUUGUACGCUAAUGUUUAAACAGGCAACGAUUGCUAAACAAAACGGUUUUUUUUCUAGGCAACCUAAAUGAACAGAGACAAAAUGAAAAGUGACGAAAAACAAAAAAAAAAAACACAAAAAAAAACAAACGAAUUAAUUAAGUAAACCAAUUCAACUGAAACGAAGCGCAAAAUAGUAUGCAACAGAUAAACAAAUACGAUUUAUGGUAAUAAUUGAGAGCGAAAUUGAAUUAGUGAAAUUAAAUUAGCCUAGCCAAACAUCAAGAAUAACGGGAAAAUAAAACAAAACAAAAAAAAGUGUAUUUGUUAAACAAGAAAGUGAGAAGAAGGAGGACAACAUUAGUUAGCUAAGCGAAUCAACAUAAAGGAACAGGAAAAAAGCCAACAAAAAAGGCAUGUGUGUGUACAAGUGUGUGUGUCUGCACUGAGCAAAAAUCGGAGGAGAAGGGAGAACAGGAAAUUUGCCAUUUAGAGCCUUUAAAUGCCAUUUAACUUGCAGAUUAAUUCCAACUUUUUAACGUAGUUACGUACAUAACAAUAGCUCACAGAAAGUUAACAAUGAACAUUUUGCCUUUAAAUCAAGACAAA